Messenger RNA from Castor canadensis (American beaver), 1126 nucleotides. RefSeq names its product olfactory receptor 2V1. The record is from RefSeq and is a predicted model, not a curated record. Gene Ontology annotation, cellular component: membrane. Gene Ontology annotation, molecular function: olfactory receptor activity; G protein-coupled receptor activity. Lineage: Eukaryota; Metazoa; Chordata; Mammalia; Rodentia; Castoridae. Gene Ontology annotation, biological process: G protein-coupled receptor signaling pathway.
UGACUGCGACUAAGCCAUGGGAAUAUGGUUGAACCAAUCCUCUAUAGAUGGGUUCAUCCUCCUGGGCAUCUUCUCCCAUAGCCAGACUGAUCUCAUCCUCUUCUCUGCAGUGAUGUGGGUCUUCACAGUGGCUCUCUGUGGGAAUGUUCUCCUCAUCCUCCUCAUCUACAUAGAUCCUCGACUUCAUACACCCAUGUACUUCUUCCUCAGUCAACUCUCCUUCAUGGAUCUUAUGUUGGUCUGUAACAUUGUGCCAAAGAUGGCAGUCAACUUCCUGUCUGGCAGUAAGUCCAUCUCUUUCGUGGGUUGUGGCACACAAAUUGGAUUUUUUGUCUCUCUUGUGGGAUCUGAGGGGCUCUUGCUGGGACUCAUGGCUUAUGACCGCUAUGUGGCCAUUAGCCACCCACUUCAUUAUCCCAUCCUCAUGAAUCAGAAGGUCUGUCUUCAGAUUGCUGGGAGCUCCUGGGCUUUUGGGAUUCUAGAUGGAGUAAUUCAGAUGGUGGCAGCCAUGAGCUUUCCCUACUGUGGCUCAAGAAAUGUGGAUCACUUUUUCUGUGAGGUGCCAGCUUUACUGAAACUGGCCUGUGCAGAUACAUCUCUUUUUGAUACACUGCUCUUUGCUUGCUGUGUCUUUAUGCUGCUCCUUCCCUUCUCCAUCAUUGUGGCCUCCUAUGCUCGCAUCCUGGGGGCUGUGCUCCAUAUGCACUCUGCUCAGUCACGAAAAAAGGCUCUGGCCACCUGCUCCUCCCACCUGACAGCUGUUUCUUUCUUCUAUGGGGCAGCCAUGUUCAUCUACCUGAGACCGAGGCGACACCGGACUCCUACUCAUGACAAGGUGGUCUCUAUCUUCUACACAGUCCUUACUCCUAUGCUCAACCCCCUCAUUUAUAGCUUGAGGAACCGGGAGGUGAUGGGGGCAUUGAGGAAGGGGUUGGACCGUUGUAGGAUUGGCAAUCAGCCUUGAAGUGCCUGGGUCUUAUGCCUGGCUGUGCUGCCUGCUGGUUGUAUAACAGAGGUAAGUCACUCACCCUUUGUGAAUGUCUGUUUCCUUGUCAAUAAAUGAAAAUCAUAACACCAGUCCUACCUCACAGAAAUUAUUGAGGGAUCACUACAGGUGAAUCUAAAG